Messenger RNA from Ziziphus jujuba (common jujube), 1828 nucleotides. RefSeq lists its product as uncharacterized. Bases 232 to 1638 code for a protein of 468 amino acids. The transcript has 7 exons. The record is from RefSeq and is a predicted model, not a curated record. NCBI's taxonomy places the organism in Eukaryota, Viridiplantae, Streptophyta, Magnoliopsida, Rosales, Rhamnaceae.
CUUAGAGCGUUUUUUAGGUUCAGAAAAGCACACUCCAAAGUCCGAAGAGGCCAUUUUUUUUAAACCAAAAACUACGAUUUUAACUAACAAAUCACUGAAAAACUAUUUACCAAAAAACAGCUGAAAUACCAGACUAAAUCCAUUAUUCGGUCAAUAUUUUCCAAUGGCCUCUUAACCUUUCUCUGCCACAUAAAAUUCCUUUCAACGGCACGUUGAAAUCCUCGCAAACUCAUGGCUUCUUUUCAAGCCUCAUGGCUCUCUUCCCUCAACACCAUCUCUCCCACGAAACCUGAUAUCUUCCCCUCCAACGCUAUAAAGAACCAAUCUUUCAAACCAUUCAGAAUUUCAUUCUCACUAAACUCCGCUAACAAUGAACCUUCCCAACCCAGUUCACCAAAUUCACCGGAAACUACAUCUGAAGUAGAAACGGGUCCUGUUGACCCUGUGAAGCUCGCAUUUGCUAAAGCCAAGGAGUAUAAAAACCUAGCUCAUUCGAGCCGAAAAUUGGAACUUGAGCAAAACCCAGUAGAGGAAUCUGAUGGUAUUGCUAAUGGGAAUGGUGGGUCGGGUUUAGUUUCAGAUGGUGGUAGUGGUGAGACUAAGGAAGUUCCUGAUUCACUGAAAAUUGCAGUGGAGAAAGCCAAGGAGUAUAAGAAGAAUAAAGACACUGUAGACACAAAUUCAGGGUUGAAGGGAACGAGUGGUGGAAUCUCAGGAAAUGGAAAUGUGGAGAAAGGAGCUGAUAAGAAGAGAGAAUUGUCUGUUUCAAGCAUUGAUUUUGUGGGACUUAACUUUGCGGAUAAGAAGACGGGCAGGGGACUACCAGCUGGAUUAGUUCCGGUGUCAGACCCUUUUCCAGAAGGGGACUUGCCAGAGGUGGAGUUUAUUGUUGGGGACACCAGCAAGUUUGAAGAUGAAAAGUCGUCAAAGCCUGAGAUUCAAGGAGAUGAUGAAAAUGUUUAUAAGCCGAAGGUUUCCUCAUGGGGAGUCUUUCCUAGACCAAAUGAUAUUUCGAGAACGUUUGGUGGUGGAAGAGUUAUUAAGCCUGGGGAAGUGCUUGAAACAGAAGAAGAGAAAGCUGCUAAAGAAGCUCGUACCAGACAAUUACUAGCUGCUUACAAGAGUAAACGUGGCUUAAAUAUUGAUCCAAAGCUUAAAUCUGAGUGUGAAAAGGCAUUGAAAGAUGGUGAUGAGUUGAUGGAUGUUGGAAAGCUUAAGGAUGCACUGCCAUACUAUGAAAAGGUUAUGGAUAAAAUGAUGUUCCAGAGUGAGCUUUAUGGACUAGCUGCUUUGCAAUGGUCUAUUUGUCAAGAUUCCCUCCGUAGGUCAAAUGAGGCUCGAAUGAUGUAUGAGAAGCUCCAAUCACAUCCAAAUGCUCAAGUGAGCAAGAAAGCAAGGCAAUUCACGUUCAGCUUUCAGGCCAUGGAAAUGAUGAAGUUCACAACAAGCUCACCCUUUUCUCAGAAGAACACUGGCUACCAGAACUAUUUUGAAGCUUUCAUUGAAAAGAAAACCAACUAUACUCAAAAAGAGGUUGAAGAUGAAGUAGUUACACUCGGUCAGACAUUGCCAUAUAUAAUUUUCCUUGUUUCUCCCAUUUUUAUUGUACUACUGAUUGCUGUACAAAAGAGAAUAUGAACUUAAAAAAUAUAGAAACAUAGAGUUUACUGCUGAGAAUGAAAUACAAUCAUCAUUUAUUGUCCUUCAAAUUAUAUGUACAUGAAAAUUUGAAGGACAAGUUCUUUUUAAUGAGUUAUAUAUGUACAUAACAAGAUGGAACUACUUACCUUAUGUAAUGAUAUAAAGAAAAAUAUUACUUCUGCAAUAA